This is a messenger RNA of Entamoeba nuttalli P19, 813 nucleotides long. RefSeq names its product WD domain, G-beta repeat-containing protein. The transcript has 3 exons. The record is from RefSeq and is a predicted model, not a curated record. Gene Ontology annotation, molecular function: protein binding. Gene Ontology annotation, biological process: iron-sulfur cluster assembly. Lineage: Eukaryota; Evosea; Mastigamoebida; Endamoebidae. Gene Ontology annotation, cellular component: cytosolic [4Fe-4S] assembly targeting complex. Bases 1 to 813 code for a protein of 270 amino acids.
AUGCAACUUGUUGAUUCGUUUGAAGUUCCUUUAAAGCCCUUACUUACACCUCAUAAUCGAACUAUCAGAAGAGUUAAAUGCAGCAAAAAUGGAUUAUUAGCUUGUUGUAGUUUCGAUUCAACUGUCAGUCUAUGGGAAUUAAAUGAAAAUACUAUAAUUGGAACAUUAGAAGGUCAUGAGUCGGAAGUAAAAUGUGUUGAUUGGAGUUUUGGGUCAAACAUGGUUGCUACUUGUUCAAGAGAUAAAUCAGUUUGGUUAUGGAAAUCGUAUUCUGGAAUUGAUUAUGAAUGUUGUAGCGUCUUAACUGGACAUAAUGGAGAUGUUAAAACAGUAUUAUUCCAUCCAUCAGGGACAAUACUAUUUAGUGGUUCAUUCGAUGGAACAAUAAAAGUUUGGAAAGGAGAAGAAGAAACUGAGUGGAGUGAAUUACAGACAGUUCAAGCAUACGGAAAAACUGUUUGGGACUUAAAAAUAACUAAAGAAGGUAAGUUUAUAGUUGCUGGUUGUGCUAAUGGAGUGAUUAUAUUAUAUGAAUUUAAAGACAACCUCUUAGUAGAAUUAGAUACAAUUAAUAAUGAAAAGUAUAGGGAUAUUUAUUCUAUUGAUAUAAAUGACAAUAAUGUUUUAGUAGGGUCAGGAGAUAAUGCAAUCAGAUUAUUUAAAAUAAACACUAUUAAGAAAAAGUUAGAACUUAUUGAAGAAAAACAGGAGGCCCAUACCAAUGACGUAAACUGUGUCAAGUGGAUCAAUAAAACUCUAUCAAUUUCUGUAGGAGAUGAUAACAUGCUGAAAAUCUGGAAAUUUGUCAAUUAA